This is a messenger RNA of Naegleria fowleri, 1320 nucleotides long. RefSeq lists its product as uncharacterized. Gene Ontology annotation, biological process: proteasome-mediated ubiquitin-dependent protein catabolic process; regulation of proteolysis. The transcript has a single exon. NCBI's taxonomy places the organism in Eukaryota, Heterolobosea, Eutetramitea, Acrasida, Naegleriidae. The record is from RefSeq and is a predicted model, not a curated record. Bases 1 to 1320 code for a protein of 439 amino acids. Gene Ontology annotation, cellular component: cytoplasm. Gene Ontology annotation, molecular function: ubiquitin protein ligase binding.
AUGUUGACCUCACAGUCUUUCGUUGCUUACGAUCACAAUAACCAAUACAACCAAUUUCUUAAGGAAGGUCUUCAAUGCCAAGAAUUUAUUUCCUCCCAACCUGUAAAUGCUCUUCAACAACAAUUGAUCUUUUCUCCCUCUGAACAAGUUGUUCAUCCUCAACCAAUUAUUGAUUCCAUCGUAUUACAACACAUUCUUCCAUCGGAGCAUGAUGAUGAUCAUCAGUUAAUUUCAUCUUAUCAAUGGACCAUUACAUUCCGAUUGAAAUUACACAGUGAUGCCUCAGGAGAUUGGAGAUGUCUCUUUCAUUAUGGAAAUACUGAUUUGAUCCGACAACCAGCUCUCUGGUUAUCUCCUUACGAAAAUACUCUCCAUUGCCGAGUGGAUACGACUCUUAAUAAUAAUGAAGGAUUUGAUAGCAAUCAAAGGUUGAAUAACUAUCAGUCGUGGUAUCAUGUUGCACUUGUGUACUAUGACACGUACCAAAUUUUGUAUGUGGAUGGAAAGUGUGAUCAAAUUGGAAAGUUUGGAGGCGUUUUGAAAAGAACAUCCAAUCAAACAUUUCGAAUUUUUGCAUCACCUGGAGGUUAUUCACAGGGAGAUGUCGAAGUGAAAUAUUUUAGAAUGUAUAAUCGUGCCUUGUCACCAAACGAUAUUCAAAUAGACAUGAAGAGUGAUAAACCACUCACAACAAGUAGUGUUCCUAUGAUGAGCAGUUACAAUACUCAAUCAUGUGACAGAUUGCUUAAACAGGAUUUGAAAAAGAUGCUUAACAUGCAUGAAUUUUCCAACGUCUUGUUGAAAUUUUCUGAAACGGAUCAAGUGAUUCGAGCUAAUGAUAUUAUGUUAUCUGCACGUUCUGAAUAUUUUCGAAAAGUUCUGAGUAAGGAAUGGAAUGACAGUAACGGUGUGGAGUUUACACCAACAAGACCCAAAGUGAUCGAAAUGCAGGGACUCUCAUACCAAGCAGUUAAAGCGGUCGUUCAUUAUAUUUAUACGGGAGAAUUGGAUAAUGAACUCAAGGACAAUACUGGUAAAGAAAGCACCAUUCCAGUCUUGUUGGAAAUUUUAAAAACUGGAAAUUUAUUGUUGUUGACGGAUAUGGAACAUUUAGUGACUGAUGUACUAACUUCAAAAAUUGACACCAAGAAUGUGUGUACCAUCUUGAAUGAGAUUUAUGUCUAUCAAGUGACAAGUCUCAAUACUUUCUGUUUGGAAUAUAUUGUGAGGCAUUUCAAAAUAAUUCCCAUUGAUGACUUUCUAAAACUGGAUCAAGAAACUCAAAAGCAAAUUCUGGUGGGUAUACAAAUGAGCAAAUGA